Molecule: messenger RNA, 1420 nt
Organism: Myzus persicae (green peach aphid)
Lineage: Eukaryota; Metazoa; Arthropoda; Insecta; Hemiptera; Aphididae
Gene: Nthl1
Product: endonuclease III-like protein 1
Exons: 5
Coding region: 322-1146 (274 amino acids)
Biological process (GO): base-excision repair; nucleotide-excision repair; base-excision repair, AP site formation
Cellular component (GO): nucleus
Molecular function (GO): DNA binding; oxidized pyrimidine nucleobase lesion DNA N-glycosylase activity; DNA-(apurinic or apyrimidinic site) endonuclease activity
Source: RefSeq, a predicted model, not a curated record
UAUGAUAGAUUGUUGCAUAAAUCCAUAGACAUAUCUAUUAUAUGACUAUAUACAGAUUAUGGUUUUUCCAUAUCGGUGAUAAGCUGAUAGCUGAUAAGAGAUAAUUUAAAUUUAAAAAAUAAAAAUGCCGAAUACAUGAUUAACAUUAAAACAACAGUUUUUUUUUUAAUUUGAAAUAGCUUAUGUCCUAUUUAGUUACAACUUACUAGUACUAUAUUAAUACACUAGGACUAGGUAAUAGGUACGUCAAAAGAGGCUAAGUAUCUGUUGUAAUCCUGUUCUGAAAUAUUGAAAUCAGAAAUUGAUUUCAUUUUAAUAACAAUGCUUGGCUCUUUGAAGAAUAAACGUUCUUUGACUGAUAGAAUUAGUUCUAACAGAGUUGAGAAUAAUGCACAAGUCAUCAAAAAGAGAAAACAUUUGACAGUGAAAUCUGAUACUAAUGAAAUAACUUCAAAUUCUGAUUGGAAGCCACCAAAUUGGGAAGAGACAUUGGAUAAUAUAAGAAAAAUGCGUAAAGAUAUUGUUGCACCUGUAGACAAUAUGGGAUGUGAUCAAGCUGCAGACCUAAAUGAACCACCAGAAGUGAUUAGGUAUCAUGUACUAAUUUCUUUGAUGUUAUCAAGUCAAACAAAAGAUGAAGUAAAUUUUGCAGCUAUGCAACGUUUGAAACAGCAUGGCUUGACUGUUGAUAAUAUUUUGGAAAUUCCUGACGAUAAUUUGGGAAAACUUAUUUAUCCUGUUGGAUUUUGGAAGAGAAAAGUUCAGUACAUCAAACGCACAACUCGUAUAUUAAAGGACACAUAUAAUGGUGAUAUACCAAACACAAUAAAAGACCUAUGUCAAUUGCCUGGUGUAGGACCUAAAAUGGCUCAUCUCUGUAUGAGUUGUGCCUGGAAUGAAGUUACUGGAAUUGGAGUGGACACUCAUGUGCAUAGAAUAAGUAAUCGUUUGGGAUGGGUAAAGAAAACUACCAAAACACCAGAAAAAACACGCAUAGCAUUAGAAUCUUGGUUACCUAAAGACCUUUGGCGUGAAGUUAAUCACAUGUUGGUCGGAUUUGGACAGACUAUAUGCCGACCCUUAAGUCCUCAUUGUGAUUCUUGUUUAAACAAAAAAACUUGUCCUGCUGUAAUAAAAGGCACAUAAAUGAAAAAGAAAUAAACAUUUUUUUUGCUUUUAUUAGUAAUCCUAUUUUUCAGUACUAUUAAAAUCUCACUAAUAUUAUCCAGUUUUUUUUUUUUUUAUUAUUUAUCUUGAUAUGUUCAUAUUUUUUCUACAAAAAUGAAUUUAUUAAGAUUUUUUUUUUAUAUACUUCAAUACUUUGUAAUUAAUUAAUUAAUUUUUGAAUGGUAUAUUUGCACCUUUUGAUCAGUUAAUAAAUGUAGGUGAGAUGUUUAAAAAUAUAUUUGUUUUUCUACUA